Molecule: messenger RNA, 576 nt
Organism: Linepithema humile (Argentine ant)
Lineage: Eukaryota; Metazoa; Arthropoda; Insecta; Hymenoptera; Formicidae
Source: RefSeq, a predicted model, not a curated record
AUGCCGGACAACGAGGAUGCACACAUUGCAGCAAAGGCAAAAAGAAAGCAAGCAAAGGCGGCUUGCACACGUGCAAGAACUUUCGUCGAAGAGUUAGGCGACAGACAAGUAUCAGUCUCGGAGUUGCGACAGAGACAGAUGAAAUUGAGAGAGUGUUGGCAGAUCUUUGAAGAUGUUCAAUCACGAAUCGAAAUGUUGGAAGCCACUGAAGAGCAUGAGGUCGCGCAUAAUGAAGAGCGGCGUAUCUUCGAGGAUAAAUAUUUUGAGGUAGACGCAAAACUAGAAGAGCUCAUUACAAGGGCGGCUGCAAAUGAAGCCAUGCUUGGACCUAAUCCUUUCGGAGCGCUGCAAAACAUACGCGACAACGUCCCGGUGCCAAAUAUGAACGUGAGAUUACUAAGGAUUGAUCUUCCUUCAUUUUCAGGCGCCUAUGAAGACUGGAGACCGUUUCGUGACGCAUUCAUGUUAAUAAUUCAUGAAAACGCCAUAGUGCCGGCUAUUCAGAAAAUGCAGUACCUCAAGGCAUCUCUCAAGAGCGAGGCGGCUGCUAUCAUCAGUGCUCGAAUUGUCGGUUGA